Messenger RNA from Coregonus clupeaformis (lake whitefish), 1775 nucleotides. Its product is annotated as alkylglycerol monooxygenase. The record is from RefSeq and is a predicted model, not a curated record. The transcript has 13 exons. The coding region runs from base 83 to 1492 and encodes 469 amino acids. Gene Ontology annotation, molecular function: oxidoreductase activity; iron ion binding. Gene Ontology annotation, biological process: lipid biosynthetic process. Gene Ontology annotation, cellular component: endoplasmic reticulum. NCBI's taxonomy places the organism in Eukaryota, Metazoa, Chordata, Actinopteri, Salmoniformes, Salmonidae.
CCCGCCUGGUAGUUAAAUUUCCCCAGACGAUCGGUUUGGCAUCACCUUGCGUAGUGGGAUUGACGGAUUGAAGGCGCAUACAAUGGCGCAAUUCAUGGGUGUAUGCCGCUUGACCAAGGGUAUUCGGUCCAUGUUUUACAUGGUCACACCGAACGAAUCAUCAUUUGAAAAUUUGGAGGAUGUCCCGCCAUACCUUCAACAGGCCACCCCGUUCUUUAUGGGCUUGAUGGUUGUAGAGCUGGUUGUGAGCCUGCUGAAGGAUGGAUCCCCGGUGGCCUGCGUCAGUGACGUCGUCACCUCAGUGUCAGCUGGUAUCAUUUCCAGAAUGCCCACGCUGUUUGCAAGAGGCUUUGAAAUAACCACAUACAUCUACGUGUGGAACAACUUCCGUCUACUGGAGCUACCCUGGGACUCUGCCUGGACAUGGUGGCUGGCUUUCCUAGCGGUGGACUUCGGCUACUACUGGGUCCAUCGCUUUGCUCACGAGUUGAACCUCCUGUGGGCUGCCCACCAGGUCCACCACAGCUCAGAGUACUACAACCUUUCCACAGCCCUCAGACAAUCCCUCACACAGCAGUUCUCAUCAUGGGUGUUCUAUCUCCCAAUGGCGUUGGCAGUACCACCCUCUGUGUUUGCUGUUCACAUCCAAUUCAACCUGCUCUACCAGUUCUGGAUCCACACUGAGGUGAUCAGAGAUAUGGGACCUCUGGAGUGGGUCCUAAACACCCCCAGUCACCACAGAGUUCACCACGGGCGAAAUGAAUAUUGCAUUGAUAAGAAUUACGGGGGAGCUCUGAUAAUAUGGGACCGACUAUUCGGUACCUUUACUCCAGAGGGCGAUAAAGUUGUCUAUGGUCUCGUACACAAAAUAAACACAUUUGAAAUCCUCCAUAUUCAGUUCCAUUACUAUAAAUACUUGUGGAGGAGGUUCAAUAGAUACAAGAAAAUCUUCAAUAAAUUGGGCGUCCUCUGGAAAGGACCAAGUUGGAAACCUGGCAAACCAAGGCUGGGGGAUCACGCAGAGGUGCCUGAGGUCACUGGAGAAGAGCUGCCAUACAAUCCCAGUUGGCCUCUGGCUCUGCAAGUCUAUGUCUGCAUACAUGGUCUAAUGUUGUUGGGUGUUUACCAGGAUCUGUUUGAGUCAAGGCUGAUGCUAUCCCAGCUGACUGUUCUGAUGAUGACUGGCUACAUUCUACUCAGUCUGACCUCCAUUGGCUUCAUCAUUGACCAAAGGUCAACGGCAUCCAUGUUGGAGUUGCUACGCUGUGUGCUGAUGGUGAUGCUGCUGAGAUAUGGCUACAUGACGGCACCAGCACCGCUGGUUGUGCCCAUUGAGGCAGGCAGGCAGGCUAGCCAUAUGGACGGGAGGGGAGCUCUGGAAACAUCCCAUUACAAGUCAUAUAUCACACUCCUGACAGCACCCAUUCUGCGCUGUUUUCAUUUCAAUCAUGAGUGCAGCUGCACGGGAGAACUCAGGGCUCCACCAUGUUAACCCACUACUGCCCAGGACUGCUACAGGUACCCCAGUGUAGGGAGGUGGGGAGUCAAACGUAUGAGAAGAAAGGAACCCUCUCACCUGGUGGCAGGUUUCUUGACUAUUCAAUAUAUCACUUUAUUUAUCACAUGCUGGCAGAAUAGUCAAUGGGGUCUAGACAAUACUGUAGAAGUGUCUCCUCCUUGCUCAGAAAGGUAGAACAGUAUGUUCCAUAUCUUAUGAUUUAGACACAAGAAACCUGAAACUACUCAGAAAUAAAGAUCUACCACAUGCAUUUUCA